GCCAUCCAGUGGACAAAGCCUAGAACUGCAGAAUUGAAUCCCAUCAUGCUUUGCCGUGCCCGCCGACCUGAGAGCUACCGAUGCUAGGCUAACUGUCGUUAGCUACCGGGAGCGGACAUGUUGUACCGACCCUUCCUUGAAUAAACAUCGCUGUAAGCAGGGAAUCGGGAGCUAAGGGGAAGGCUCGGAGCGUUGGGCAACCAUGGACGCCGUCAACGCCUUUAACCAGGAGUUAUUCUCACUGAUGGACUCCAAGCCUCCGAUCUCUCGGGCAAAGAUGAUCUCCAUCACCAAGUCAGCCAUCAAAGCUAUGAAACUCUACAAACAUGUGGUCCAGAUUGUGGAAAAGUUCAUCAAGAAGUGCAAGCCUGAGUACAAGGUAGCAGGCCUGUACGUGGUGGAUUCCAUUGUCAGGCAGUCCAGACACCAGUUUGGACCGGACAAGGACGUGUUUGGCCCAAGGUUUACCAAAAACAUUGCAGGAACUUUUGAGAACCUCUGCCUUUGCCCGGUAGAGGACAGGAGUAAGAUUGUGCGGGUGUUAAACCUGUGGCAGAAGAAUGGGGUUUUCAAGAUUGAGGUUAUUCAGCCCCUCUUGGACAUGGCAGCUGGCUCUAGCAGUGCUGCUGCACCCUAUACAGGCACUGAUGAGCCAGGUUCCUCACCUCCUCCAGCCAAAGAGCCAGUUACUGCAGUAACGGCAAACUCCACCACGACAUCUGCUGCUCAGUUGCAAAACUCUGAUGCCUUUGCUGCUGUGGCACAGCUCUUCCAGUCUUCACAGGGUCAGCAGCUUCAACAGAUGCUCCAGAAUUUUCAGCAGCAGCCAGUGAAGCCUGACGCCAACACUCAGCCUCCUCUCCAUAAUAUCCAAACACAGGCCCAAAACAUCACUACUGGCCUGGGCAUGGCCUCCUCACAACCUCCCCUGCCCACCCCACCCACCCAGCAGAAAACAACAUUUGACAAGAAAUUGCUGGACCGUUUUGAUUAUGAUGAUGAACCAGAAGUUGGAGAGGAAACAAAGAAGGAUGACACAGCAGCACAGCCCUCCUUUAUGCAGCAGCAGCAACAACAGCAGCAGCCUCCAGCCUUCUCACAGCACAUGGAGCACUUUAAACCGGCAAUGAUGAACAUGUCACAGGACCUCUCUCAACAGGUUCCUCUCCCUCCUAAUGGCCAGCUCCAGGCCUAUGGUUUACCACCAGGACAAAGCUUCCCAGUUAUGAUGCCUCCUAUGGGGCAUGCUCUGCCAGGACAGCCCCUCCCUGGCUCUGCUGGGCCUCCAGGCUUCCCAGGGGUAUACCCUUCCCUUAACGCAGCCCAGCAACAGCAGGAUUUGUCAAUGGAUAUGGACCGUUCAUCUAUGAGGGAUGGCAGACAUGGUCAAAGGUCACACUCAGGCUCCAGGUCUCCAAAGAGGAGGAGGUCACGGUCUAAUUCCCGUACACGACGGUCCAGGCACAGGCGGUCCCGCUCUCGCUCCAGAGACCGGCGUCACCAUUCCCCGCGCUCUCGCUCGCAGGAGCGCAGGGAGAGAGAGAAAGAGAGAGAGCGACGGCAGAAGGGCCUCCCGCCUCCCAAGAGCGAGACACUAAGCAUUUGUAGUACAACCCUCUGGGUGGGUCAGCUGGACAAGAGAACACAACAGCAAGAUGUCGCCUGUUUACUGGAGGAGUUUGGGCAGAUAGAAUCCAUCAAUAUGAUCCCUCCACGUGGCUGUGCCUAUAUUGUCAUGAUCCAUAGGCAAGAUGCCUUCAGGGCUCUUCAGAAGCUUAGUAGAGGAUCUUACAAAGUAAACCAGAAAGCUAUCAAGAUUGCUUGGGCUUUGAACAAGGGCAUAAAGCCUGAGUUUAAACAGUACUGGGACGUGGAGCUGGGUGUCACCUACAUACCUUGGUCCAAAAUCAGAGAGGACCAGUUGGAGGAGCUUAAAGAAGGAGGGAUACUGGAUGUAGAAACCUUAUCACCUGAAUGGAGUGGAGUGAGGAAGACUCUAGAACAACCGGAGGAACUCACCCACAACGGCCGUUCAGAGCCACAGCAGCCUGAGGAGUCACAGGUUGCACCUGUGGCCGCUGCAGCUGCUCCUCCUGCACAGGUCCCUCCAAUGCAGCAGCCAAUGGUUGGUGUGGGUUCUCUCCAGCCUCCUGUCUUUCCUGGCCCCAUAGGCAUACCUCCACCUUCCUUCCCCCCAGGCGUCCCUCCUCCUUUCAUCAGACCUGGCUACAACCCCAUGCAGAUGCCUCCAGGUUUCCCUCCCCCAGGUGCCAUGCCUCUAGGUCCCCCACCUCCUUCCAAAGGUGGAGUUGAGGACCCAUCCCUGGACCCAGCAAGUCUGGGCAACAGGAAAAAUGACGAGGUCCCUGAGGGUCCCAACAUCUUCAACAACCAGAUAGGACCUAUGGGUAACCAAGUAGGCAUACCUCCAGGUGGACCUCCAGGUGGACCUCCAGGUGCUCUUCCAGGUAUACCUCCAGGUGGUCCACCAGGUGGUCCCCCAGGAAGUAUCCAGCCUCCCUCUGGUGGCCUGCUGGGUGCACGGCCCGGUAUAAUCCCACUCCAGCGUCCUCCCGUUCCCCCGCUGCCGCACAUGCAGCGUUUCCCUCCACCCCAUGUGACAAGACCUCCUCACCCCAACAUACCCCCUAUGCCCCCACAGAUGAUACCUAGGGGACCACACCCUCAAAUGAUGCACCACGAGCCUCCCCCACCCAAAGGAGGCUUUGGGAUGCCCCCUCCCCACAAUUUGAGGCCUCCCUUCCCUCCACAUGGGCAUGGCAUUCCUCCUCAAGGUCCUCCCCCUCCUUUUAUCAGACCAGGGGGACCCCGUGCACUGGAAGGGCAGGAAGAAAUGGAUGGCAGACCAUUCAGGGGAGACAGGCCUGGAUUCAGGGACCGAGAGCCAGAGAGGGACAGAGACUGGGAUCGGGACAGGGAUAGAGAGAGGGACCGAGGCUUUGGAGGUGGAAGGCGUCCGUUUAGUGAUGGAGGCAGGGGAGGAGGUGGUGAUAGAAUGGAUGGCAGGGACAGGCUCGGAGGCUGGCAGGAAGACGGAGGCAAUCACCGGGGAGGAGGAUGGGAGAGAGACAGGGACAGAGAUCGGGACAGGGACAGGGACCGGGACCGGGACCGAGACCGAGACCGUGAUCGUGAUCGGGACAGAGACAGACGGGACUGGAGGGAGAGGCGAAGCAGCCUAGAUAGCGACAGGGAACGAGGGAGGGGUGAUGAUGCGGAGAGGGAGCAUGGGAGGGGGGAGGGAGGAGAAAGAGGAAGGGGGGAAGGAGGGAGCCGAGAAAGAGGGAGAGGAGCUGAAGGAAAAGAAGGGGACAGGCCGAGGCGGUCAGAGCGGCGAGAGAGGACCACGCGGUGGGACAGGGAUGAUCGAUUGGCAGAGUUGGAAAACAUGGACAGAUUUCGGACUUCUAACAACACAGAGCAACCCUCUGUGACUUCUAUGGUUACCAUGGAAACCAGUAAAGAACCAAGUGGGGAAGCUGCUCAACAAAAGGCAGAAUCAGAACUUGUAGCUCUGGCCCCAGAGGUGACUACUGCUGCAGGAGAGCCGACGCCCUCUGAGCCCAUACCCUCAGCUCAAAGUGAGCCCACAGAAACAAAACAGGAAGCAGCAUCAUAGACUGGCUCAAUGUUCCUUCAGCCAGAGACAGCUGCGAACCACUGAAAGAAUGACAGUCACAGUUUGUCAGUUCAUAACUGACAGUUUCUGGGAAGUAACAUAUUUCUGGAAAACAAACACCUCACAUACAUGUUGUCAAACAUAUGAAAAUGGCUGUUUUCAGAAUUUAUGGCUCAUGGUCAAAUUUUUAUUUUGCAUCUAUGUCUCAAAACACAUGACCACGUGAAAAUCUGUUUUAAAAAAUGGCUGUAGUGAAAUAUUGGCUGUCACCUCUAGUUUUUCUCCUUCCUGUCAGUUGUAAGAAUGAACAGAUUGCUCGCAUGUUAACUUAGCUCUGUCCAUCUGAGGUUAAUGUGAGCGUAGCGUUUAUGUUUUUAACUCAAGUUGGUUUGCAGACAGAGGAAACAAACGAUUUCUAUGGCAUAGUUUUAUUUUUACUUCACACUCCUCAACAAGGUAAAUGUAUUCCUUUUAAAAUAUUUUUUUCAAAUUUGCCAAAAUGUCAUGUCAAACACUGAAUACCCUCUUAAACAAUUCUAUUAUAAUAGAAGCGCCAUUUAUUUUUCUGAGUUGUCACCUCAUCUUGAUUUUUUUCUUGUCAGCCAAUGAGGCACAACUUUGAAAGGACUGUGGUGGCCUUAAAAUCCAACCAAGUUACUUUUAGGUGUAGUUUGGAUCUAGAAGGGUGUGUGAUUAAAAACAAAGAGGUACAAAGUAGUUAAAACAUCUGUCUGGAUGUUUGGGUAAAUUACACUGAGAGCUGUACCAGACUGCACAUGGGUGCACAUUUACUUGUCAAUACCCAGUGUCCUUAAAAGAAAUCCACUCUCAAUGCAUGGUUUUAUUUAAGUUUUUUUUUAAAUGAUUUGUUCCAUUAGAACUGAGACGCUUACACAUGACUGAUUAGAAGCUGAGCUUAUUCUCACAAUGUCUCUGAAUCUAACCUAGUGGUCAUGUUUUUACUGGUAACAGGAAUUACAUCAGGUUACUUGUGAAAAAAGUAACACUCAUGUCAUUCUGAUAUUAUUUAGGGAAUUAAGGAUGCUUCACAUUCUUUGACUCUACUUAUCCAGAUCUCACUUUAUAGCAGAGUUGUUAUGAAAAUCUUUAAUGAUAUUGUUUGGUUGCAGAAAUAUUGGACAAACUCAAACCAUUGUAGAUGCUGAAAACCAAGGAGUUAAAUUUUAACAGUGGCAUAAUAAAAUUUCCUUUGCAUAACAGAUGUUGAGACUGAUGAGCCGACAGGCAUUUCAGAUAUAACAAGCAUUUCAACACAACAUGCACAAAAUCUAAGAAUGAAAGAAAAGUUGCGUCCAGGUGUAUCGUGGUAGUGAAAGUGGGCUUGGAUAUCGUAAUACAAAAAUAAGUUUGAGUAUAUCCAUUUGUGAAGGAAUUGACUUGUACCCAGAUAAGCAGCAGCUGUCCAUAAACUUAUGGAUUUUUAUCUUGGUUUCUGUUAAAUGUUUAGUCUUUUUUUUCAUUUUCCUCAUAAAAGUUAUGUGAAACUAAUUUUUUUCUGCUGUCUAAAUUUUACACUCUUGCCUACAAUUGUACACUUUUAUUUUUCAGUUAAAGAAAUAAAGCAGAACUUUUUCUAGAUCAAACAGAGGAAAAAUACAAGACAAGUUUAUUUUCAAAGUACAAGUUUAUUUUAAAAGUAUUGUACUCCACAAAAAAUGCAAACAGUCAGGUACCAGCCUGGCUUUUUGAGCAAUUUGUACAAACACAAGUUAGCAGGCAGGCUUGGUAAAGCUUUAUGGUGGUCUAUUUCUUUUUCCUGUGUGUAUGGAAGGAAUCUUGGGUCAGAUAAAAGAGCUGUAUUGUAUUGUGGAAUCUCAAACUCAGGCACAAAUUAGUUUUGGCCACAUGAAAAUGCAAAGUGAAACCCUGUAGCUGAAUUAUUUUUUUGUUAACCACAGCUUUCAAACUUAAGUGUGUUUCUCUGAAGAGACACUGUAUCUGAUAUUGAUUAAGUUGUUAACAUCUGAAGCCCAGAUUCUGCAAGCCCAACUCUUGUUCUUGAAUAAUUUUAACACAGAGGCACCAUGGGGAAAGCUUAAGUGAUGAAAUGAAGAGUAUUGCUUGGGGCAUACUGCUGUAAAUAUGCUUGUAUCACUGACAAUUCUAAGGUGUCAUGGUAAUUGUUGUUUAUAAUCUGUGAUUUCGUUUAUCAGAGAGAAGCAAGUUGACUCGGAAGGAAUAACAGAGGCCCUUUGCUUUAAUGUUUUUAACUCCUCAUGGUUUGAAAGUUGACAGAUGUUUCUAUGAUUUGUUAAAAAUACAAAAGACAUGGACAUAAAAUCUUCAAUAUUUCAACCAUAGGAAAUUGUUUUUAAUAAACUAUUUUUUUACCAAAUCA
Messenger RNA from Lates calcarifer (barramundi perch), 5999 nucleotides. RefSeq names its product SR-related CTD-associated factor 4a (gene scaf4a). Lineage: Eukaryota; Metazoa; Chordata; Actinopteri; Centropomidae. The record is from RefSeq and is a predicted model, not a curated record. Gene Ontology annotation, molecular function: RNA binding; RNA polymerase II C-terminal domain phosphoserine binding. Gene Ontology annotation, biological process: negative regulation of termination of RNA polymerase II transcription, poly(A)-coupled. Gene Ontology annotation, cellular component: nucleus.